Molecule: messenger RNA, 2784 nt
Organism: Adineta ricciae
Lineage: Eukaryota; Metazoa; Rotifera; Eurotatoria; Adinetida; Adinetidae
Source: the annotation of a GenBank genome assembly
AUGAAUCAUUCGGCUGAAGAUCCGGAUGACCUAGUUCGAAAAAAAGUCGAUCUCAAUCAUAUAACAAAAAUGAGUUACCAGAUGCACGUGCCGGAUUCGAUCACAGUAGGCCCAAAUCGAUCAGCAAUGCCUCGUCUCCAUCAAGACGACGGUCAGUUACCGGUGCGCAUGGAAGUACCAAAUAGUAUUCGACUUGGCAAUACUGAUACGACAAUUGGCUUGUCAAAUGGGUCAGAUUUCUCUCCAAACAAUGACUCCAACCAUUCAUUAGAUACAACUAGUCAGCCACCGAUGAGUGAUGAUGAUUAUUCACCGAUUGAAGUAUCCAAUGAUCAAAACCAACCAAUGAGAUUAGCUGAGUCAUGGCAUGUUGAACCGGCGACGACUAUUGAUGACAAAAGUGUUCUCAAUAAACUUCAACUGUUACAAAAUCGCAUAAAUCAAAUCGAAAGAACAUUCGCGCGACGCGAUUUUCGUGAUCGCAUAGUCUACACGUGCAUUAUUGGUUAUUUCUUUCUUCAAGCUCUACUUUCUGUUCGCCGAUUUAUUCAAUCUCAAAUGAGUAUCUAUCUUCGAGACGAUUUGACGCGAAGCGAAAAGAUCCAACAUGCUAAACGCAUGGUCAAUGAAAAUAAGUAUAUGCUUGAUGCAUGGGCACUACUGAUUCAAGAUGCUCAAGAAAAGAAAAUAGGCGAUUCACGUGAUUUCUACGAAUCAUUAAUCACUCAAUUCCCAACCUGUGGUAAAUUCUGGAAGAUUUAUAUCGAAUCUGAGAUCAAAGGACGAAAUUAUGAAAAAGUCGAGAAGCUGUUUCAACGAUGUUUGAUUAAAGUAUUGAAUAUUGACCUGUGGAAGUGUUAUUUGAAUUACGUUCGUGAUACCAAAGGCAAACUGCCAUCAUACAGAGAAAAAAUGGCACAAGCGUAUGAAUUUGCUUUGGAGAAAGUGGGAAUGGAUGUGUAUUCAUACACAAUUUGGAAUGAUUACAUCGCUUUUCAGAAACAAGUGGAAGCAGUUGGUUCAUUUGCUGAAAAUCAAAAGAUAACAGCUAUUCGUAAAGUUUAUCAGAAGGGUAUCAUGACUCCGAUGACGAGUAUUGAAUUAUUAUGGAAAGAUUAUUGUGCAUAUGAAAUGAGCGUCAAUUCAACAUUAGCAAAGAAGAUUAUUGAUGAACGUUCACGUGAUUAUACGAAUGCCAAACGUGUUUCCAAGGACUUCGAAACGCUAGUGCGUACAAUUGAUCGUAAUGUUCCAUGCGUACCGCCAACAUCGCCGCAAUCGUCGGAAGAGCUCAAACAAUUAGCAGCUUGGAGAAAAUUGAUCGCAUGGGAAAAAUCGAAUCCAUUGAAGACAGAAGAUCUGCUACUUUUAACUCGUCGAGUCGUCCUUGCGUAUGAGCAAUGUUUACUUUGUCUUGGUUAUCAUGCUGAUCUUUGGUAUGAAGUAUGUGCAUAUUUAGAACAAGUUUCUCGUACAUAUUCCGAACGAGGCGAUGCUCUGUUAGCUAAACGUUUCCUUGAUGAAGCAGCAACUUUAUACGAACGCGCAAUACAAACGUAUAUGCGCUCGAAUAUGCUCAUUCAUUUUGCCUAUGCUGAUUUCGAGGAGCACCGAUUGAAUGUUGAUAAAGCACGGGCCAUUUAUAAUCGCUUAUUGGAUGUCAACGAAGCGAAUUUAAAAGAUCCAACAUUAGCCUAUAUUCAAGCCAUGCGUUUCGAGCGACGUGCCGAAGGAAUCAAAAGUGCACGUGCCGUUUUCAAACGUGCACGUGACGAUGCACGUACGAAUCAUCAAGUUUAUGUUGCUGCUGCCUUGAUGGAAUAUCAUUGUUCUAAGGACAAUAAUAUCGCGUUCAAUAUAUUUAAUCUUGGUUUGAAAAAGUACAGUCAGAAUAUUGAUUAUAUCUUAGCUUACAUUGAUUACAUGACACAUUUAAAUGAAGACCAUAAUGCGCGUGUUUUAUUCGAACGUGUUUUAUCACCCGACAAUCCAACUGCCAAGCAAUCACAACCAGUUAUAUGGCAUGAAUUUUUGAAAUUCGAAUCUCAAGUGGGAGAUUUACAAUCGAUCAAAAAGGUAGAAAAACGGCGUGCAGCACUACAUGCAGAUCUAAACGAAUUAGAAGGUCAAGAAACUUUAUUACUCAUUGAUCGAUAUAAAUUCUUGAAUUUGUUACCAUGUUCAACCGAUGAAUUGAAAUUUCUUGGUUAUAAAGAUACUUCACAAGCGAAUCUGUCAGCUACAAACUCAACGUUGCUCAAUAAUGGUUCAACUAUGAAUAAUAUGCGUUCGUUGGAACGAGCAGCACGUGAUCGACGUGCAGUUUUACCUCGGCCUGAUAUUAAACAUAUGAUGCCAUAUCGACCAACACGAAAUCCAUUGCCUGGUAGCCAUUCAACACCUGGUGGAGUAUUUCCUCUGCCUGACACAGCGCUUUAUUUAGUUAAAGUUCUUCCACCAUCGCGAAAUUUCGAAGGUCCAUUUGUUAUUGUCGAUGAACUUAUGGAACGUAUGAGUCGUCUGAGUAUUCCAGAUAACUUUGAUCCAAUACGUAUUGGCGUACAAGGUGAAAUGAUUCGUAAUCUUGAUGGGUCCAAUACUGUGAACAAUUCUCAGAGUCGAAAAACGGGCCUCGGUGAUAGUGAUGAUGAAGAAUUAUCAUCACAAUCAACAGCUGGUGAACGUUCAACCAUGAAUAUUUAUCGAUUGCGACAACAGAAACGUGUCAAACUGGCAACAAAUACAAAUUCUUCUGAUCAUAACACACCUCCGGUGCUCACUUAA